CUAAUUCCCAAUUCACCUUCCUUUUUAGGAAAAGUAAGGAAAUGCCAUGCAGUUACAGCCUUCUUCCUUCCAUCAGGGCCAACUCCCCAUAGCUGUAAAUUACUACAUAGCUUCUCAAUCUCCUUUAUAACUCUCUUGGGAAGAAUGAACACUGCCAUCCGGAAUUGGGUCAAGCUAGCUAAAACAGACAAAGUAAGUUGUAAUCUGCCUGCAUAGCUGAGAAAUUUAGAUUUCCAACUUUGUAUUCUACUUUUUAUCUUGUCAAGCAAAGGUUUGUAAGCUGCAAUUGAUAGUUUGCCAGGAAUAAGAGGUAAUCCCAAGUAUCUAAUAGGGAGUGAACCUAGUUUAUAACCUGCUCGCUGAGCCAUCUGUUUCUGCCACUCAACAGGGACCCCCCCACAGAAUAAUUCACACUUCUCAGGGUUUGAUUUCAAUCCAGACAUCCUUCUAAACUCCCCCCAAAACUCUCUAAUUACACUGAAUCCCGUAAUUAGAACCAUCCGAAAAAAGUAGAAGGUCAUCUGCAAACGUCAAGUGAGAGAGCCCUAGCCUUUUACAUAUAAGAUGGAAUGACAUUUGACCUUUCCUGACUGCCUUUCCCAUUAAACAAUAAAAAAUUUCCAUAGAGAUAGCAAAAAAUUUCCAUAGACAUCCUUCUAAAAAUUUCCUGAUCCCCCUGUCUCAAACUUUUCUUUAGUUUUGGGGUUGUCACACACAUCACUAUCCAAUUCACAAACAUUACUGGAAAGUUCAUUGCCUUCAUUACAGUAAUCAGAAAAUCCCAGUCAACCGAGUCAAAAGUCUUCAUAAUGUCCACUUUCACAAUGCUACGAGAUGAAAUAUUAGAUCUAUUAUACUUUGCACCAAUUCAUGAGCAAGCAGAAUGUUCUCACCAAUAACCCGACCCUUGAUAAAUGCGGUUUGGUUAUGGCUAAUUAAGGUAGGCAAUACUGAACUUAGCCUAGUUGCUAGAACUUUUGCAACACGCUUGUAUAAGGUGUUAUUACAGGAAAUUGGUCUAAAAUAUUUUAUCUUUUAUGAACUCUGAGUUUUAGGUAUCAAUCCUUUUUGAAUGAUGGUGUAUGCAAUUUUUUUUUUGUUAAUGGUUAAUUUAAUCUAAAGUUGAUAUAGUUUCAUAAGAAUUUUAUUUUCAAAAGUCUUACAACUUGGAAGAGUUGUUUGUGAACAUAAACUCAUUUCAAUGAAUAGCAACUUCUUGUUAAGUGAUUAUCGACUGAGAAUUUGUGAUCUUGCGGCUUGCGCACUUUGUAACGUCCGCGAACCAAACCGCCUGUAAUAAGGUCACCAUAUCAAAGCGGGCCCAACCCAACUCCACCCGCUCCGCCGCGAGGACACCGACGUUAACCGAAUCAAAACUCCCGGGCAAAUUCUCGGCGCAAAACCACUAGGGGGCAGCUAGCCAUGAACGCGAUCUUCAAUCUCCAAAGGGAAACAAACAAAUUAUGGCCGAAGCGAAAACCCACAACUCAAUCUCUUCUCAGGUCUCCCUUCUUUAUCCUCGCGAUCUCUCUUCUCACUCUCUUCCUCCUCCUAUUCCUCUCAAUUUCCACCUUCCAAACAUCCAAAUCGCUCUUCUCAACGCAAACCCUAAAUACCCAGAAACCUCAAUGCGGAAAAUUCCAUGCUUCAUCCCGGGAAGGAGAGAAGUUUCUCUGGUACGCACCCCACAGUGGAUUCAGCAACCAGCUGUCGGAGCUCAAGAACGCGGCGGUGAUGGCGAGGAUUCUGAAUCGAACUCUGGUCGUCCCUCCGAUCCUCGAUCACCACGCUGUGGUCCUCGGAAGCUGCCCGAAAUUCCGGGUUACGGCGCCUAACGAGAUUAGAGCUUCGGUUUGGAAUCACGCCGUUGAAUUGAUGAAGAGUGGAAGGUAUGUAUCGAUGACUGACAUUAUCGAUAUCUCGCCACUAGCAUCUGCUUUGCUUCGUGCAAUCGAUUUCAGGGUCUUUGCAGCCUCAUUCUGUGGUGUAGAUGUGGAUUCCACUUGUGCAAAUUAUCUAAAACCAGGGUCGUCUUCAUCGUUUGAUAUCCUUAGGGAGUGUGGAAAUGUGCAAUCAGGGAUUGAAGGUAACAUAGGUGGGUGUUUGUAUGCAGUAAAGGAGGACUGCAGAACGACUGUAUGGACUUACGAGAAUGGUGAUGAUGGAGAGUUAGAUUCAUUUCAACCCGAUGAACAACUCAAGAAGAAGAAGAGGAUUUCGUAUGUAAGGAAACGUCGAGAUGUGCAUAAGACCUUUGGACCAGGAUCUGAAGCUGGCUCAGCCAUCGUUCUUGCAUUCGGAUCCCUUUUCUCCGCUCCAUACAAAGGCUCCGAGUCCUAUAUUGAUAUUCAGAAAGUAAAGAACAGUGAAUUCCUCCCCUUUGUCCCUGAAAUAUUGAAUGCGGGGAAGAAGUUCGCUUCGGGGAGGAUAAAAGAUCCUUUCCUUUGUGCACAGCUCAGAUUGUUAGAUGGGCAGUUUAAGAACCACUGGAAGGCUACAUUUCAGGGUCUGAGACAAAAGCUUGGAUCUUUGAACCAGGGGGAUGAUCAGCCAGUCAACAUUUUCGUGAUGACAGAUCUUCCUCGGGGUGACUGGAGCGGAACUUAUCUGGGCGAGCUAGCUAGCAUUGAGAAGCGGUUUAAGUUGCAUUUUCUUAGGGAAGAAGAUAGAUUGGUUGCUGAAACAGCAAGACAAUUAGGAAAGAGAGGAAGUAGAGGGAAUCUACAUUGUCCUCAUCAGAAAUCGCCGGAUGUUCUCUUGUACAUAGAAGAAAGCGUCUGUAGCUGUGCAUCCCUCGGUUUUGUUGGUACAGCUGGAUCGACGAUUGCUGAGAGCAUAGAGCUAAUGCGGAAGUCAGACGUCUGUUCCAUUCUUAAUCGGACUGCAAGAUGACACUCGGUCCUGGGAUACAAACAAAGUUGGGUGUGCCUCCAAAGUAGAAGCAAGCAACUACUUGUGAGUCAGAGCUCCUGCCACUGUAAAAUGCCGGAACCAUACUUAAUGGGAAGGUAUUGUUUAGUGAUGCUCCAAUCUACCAGAUGAAGGAAUUGCUCUGGUACCAAAUGCCAAUGCUCGGGUGUCUCGUCGCGGUGCACGGAAAUGUAAGCUUUCAACUUUUAACCAUGGAGCUUUUACUAACCAAAAGUUAUUUAAACGAUCACUAACCAAGUAACUGCAUGAUUCUUUUUGUCCUUCUUUCCAUUAAUCCACCUCUCCAAUCUUUCGACAUUUUUGUUCCCUGAGUACUUGUUCUAAGAACACUCAGCUUGAACUCUGGUUUUCUUUGUAAGGUGUUUCCAGUGAAACUCUGUUGGUGUUCGAAUGGGUACAGCGGACUCUCUUGAGAACGACGGCCAUCUUGCCAUGAUUUGGACCUUUAUAAAUAUUGUUCGAAUAAGGAAAAAAAGAAGAGAAACGGCAGCCACGUUUCACAUGUUACCAGAGCUAGUUUCAUUUUGCCCGUUUCGUUCACAUGUUUCACAUGAAACAAGGAAAAAAAGAAGAAAAACACGGUGCCUUUUGCUUCUACCAGCCAAAAUUUAUCAAACAUAAUCAUGUAGAGAACUUGCCGGCCAGUGGGUAUCAUGCCGAAUGAGUAAGCAUAAGCAUCAUAUGCUUUAAUGCUUAUGCUUUUUGCAAUUUUAUUUGAUUGUUUUUAACGGGUACCCGACCCGACCUAACCCAAUCCGGUCAAUGCGGAUAAAACACGUGUUGACGGAUUUCGGGUUUAAACCCGUUGCACUGUUCACCUGGUUGGGUUGGAUUUGGAUUUAGUGAUACCUGAUCUAUGAAUACCCGCUCACACUUAUUCCGUCGCCCUACUCUCCCCAACCCUACCAUAAUUCUAAUUUUUCCCAAUCUAACUCUCACGACACUCACUAUUCACCUGCCGCCUCCACAGUCCCCACUCUACUCUCUCCCCCAAAACCCCAUCUCCUUCCCGAUCCGACUUAUUUCUUACUAUCAAGGUAUUAUUACCUUUUUCCCAACAGAAGUGGGAGGGAUAAAUUAAUAAUUGAAGUUGAACAUGUUUGUUGAUUUGCUGUUCUCUCGCAACCAAAAAGGGAAUGAACGAAAAAUAAAGAAUUGUGUGCUUUUAUUUAGUGUAAUUGUGAUUUGUUUGAAUUUUCUAGAUUGGUGUUUUAUGUAUGGAUAAUUUGUAUGGAAAAAUUGAUGUUUGAAUUUUAUUUUGAUAGGAACUUGUUAGAUUUUCUAUCACAUAACUCUCAUUCACCUGUGUAAUAUAGUUUGGGUCGGUUUUCAUGGAUGGGUCGGGUUGGGUGGUCAGGUGGGUCGGGUUUCACGCCCAUUUGUUCACCCCUGCAUCCUCACAGUUAGGAAAGAAAAAAAUAGGUCUCGAUGAGCUGCAGGCAUAAGUCGAAAAUAAUGGGAUAUUCGAAGAUCUUUCCUAUCCUAGUUGUAAUAUUGACUUAGGUUCAAAUAUGAAUAAUUUCAAGAAAUGGAUUUAGAAGGAGCACAAUAUAAUGUUGGAAUUGCGCACAAUAGCUCUACUACAAUCAGUAACAUUUAACCUUCAAUGUUAUUUGGUAACAUUUAUGAGUUGAGUAAUUAUUGUUAAGCCUCUUAUUCUUGUAUGUUUUUUUAAUAAAAUUUGAUAAUGAAAUGGCGUCCUUGUAUACUUGCGUUAGAUUGAGUUGAUUAUUAAUUGAUAUCUAUGUUAAAUUUUUUUUUAUUCAAUGAUCACUUUUUAAAAAAGAACACAUAGAAAAAAUCAACAAAAAUGCACUAUUGAAAAAAUGAGGUCUUUUGUUGGUUAGGUUACCGAAUUGGUUAGUUUUGUAUAACCUUGUCGAAGCAGUUGCUAAACGGUUAUCCGGUUAAUUGACAAAAUAACAAAAGACCAACUAU
Messenger RNA from Linum trigynum, 4869 nucleotides. The record is from the annotation of a GenBank genome assembly. Lineage: Eukaryota; Viridiplantae; Streptophyta; Magnoliopsida; Malpighiales; Linaceae.